This is a messenger RNA of Linnemannia hyalina, 753 nucleotides long. The record is from the annotation of a GenBank genome assembly. NCBI's taxonomy places the organism in Eukaryota, Fungi, Mortierellomycota, Mortierellomycetes, Mortierellales, Mortierellaceae.
AUGUGUGACAAGAACACUGUUUAUUCGAUUCCACGGAAACACGCUAUGCACGCCGGACGCCGCUCUGCUCGGUCAGAUCGCCUAAAACGCCGCAACAUCCAACCAAACUCUCUGGCAGAGGACUUGGACUACUCUACACACGCUGGAUAUAUUACCUCGCGGUGGUCAGUCUCGACUUGCUCGCCCAGCAACAAAUACGGCAGCAGCAAGCCAGGAACCCCACAGCGAUUCGAUGUGGACACUAUGGAGAGCUCCUGUGCAUAUAAGCCCAGAUCUGCAGGAGGACUGACUGCAGACCACGCAUAUCACAGCUUCAGUCUGACACCCGCUGCCCGGCCACACCGUCAGCAUCGCAACCAAGAUACAACAAUCUUUACGCCCCUCAUCCUCCAAACAACAUCUACCUUGAGCUUGACUGGAUCGCCGUUCUUUUCGCCAUAUUGCUUCCCUUCACCCGAAUCCGAUGACCAAGUACACACCAUCCAGUCCCGCCAUUCUUCAGGAGAUGCCGUUCGCACGAUGGGCGCCGGUGGACGAAGUAGCGGUUGUGGAGGUAGUGGCUCAGAAGGCGACAGUCCCGAACCGUCGGGUGUGCACCCAGGCCAAGGAGAGAACGGAGGAUCCGAUGCAGUAGGAGGAGAAAACGAGAGUGAUGGAGGAAAGAAGCCGUCGUCGUACACGUUUCGCAGGCGAAACGCUAUCGUUGAAGGGUCGGAGGAUGCUCCAAGGCUCGACGACUUUCCUGACAAGUGA